AUGGGGUCAGUGGCGCCCCUUGCCUUUCAACGGCCGAUUAAGCGCGGGAAUCCGGACCGGUCCUCAAACUGCGAGUACGGUUCAGUGGAUAUCGCAAAACUCUCGAAACGGAAGGCUAUACAUAUUGGCUUCGGAUGGUCCUCGGAUGCCUACACCGUGAUCUCCUUACUACGCGUCGAGCCAGUCGAUAUCGACCAAGAAGAGCUACAAGCGUUAUCAACGAAUGUCAAAACGCGGCUCGACAUUGUCAUAUUUACCCCAGACACCCUCCGUAUUGAUAUCCGAAUUAACGACAUACCGAUGUGUGAAGACGACGCGCUCGUUUUCAUAGUCUUUGUGCUUCGCGAUGUUGGCACUUCGAUGAGCUUGGCUACCGGGCCGUUCCGCCGACAUCCGACGCCACGGUCUGGACAUCCAAGCACCCACAGGUAUAGCUUCCGUCCAGCCGCCCAGCCGUCCAACCGUCCAACCGUCCAACCGUCCAGUCGUGUAGUACUGGAAUCGGUAAUGCUCCCGCUCGCGAAUUCCAUGAACAAGGCAACCCGCAAUGGAGCUGCACUUUCGGAUUUGUUGAAAGCAGGGAUGAAGACAUUUGUGCUUGAUGUUACGAAUGACGAGGAGAUCAACCACGUUCGGGACCAGGUGGCAGAUAUGGCUGGUGGUAAACUCGCCAUGUUGGUCAAUCAAGCUUUUAUACCUACCUUUCUAUCUUCCGCUAUUGACCUCGACAUGAAGAGGGUUCAAGAUCUCUAUGAUGUCAAUGUGUUUGGUGCACUGAGGAUGAUUAAAGCAUUUAUACCGCUUCUCAUUGUUUCCGGUGGUGCAUGCAUCCUUCAAGUUGGUAGCGUUGCUGCUGUGACCCCUUAUCCCUUUGGUUCCACGUACAGUUCCUCGAAGGCAGCUCUCCACGCAUAUGGGAAUAAGCUUCGUGUUGAACUGUCCCCGUUCAAUUGGGUUAUAAAGGUUGUCAAUCUCUGUACAGGUAGCGUGAAGAGUGAUAUCGUCGAAAACAAGCUAAGUCUACUCCCUGACCAUUCGCGCUACAAGUCCCUCGAACCUAUUACCCUGGCGAAGCGAAGAGAGGUCUCUCAAGGAGGCGCCAUCAGUGCUGAAGAAUAUGCCAAAAAUAUGGUGUGGGAGGCUCUCAAACCUUCUCUCUGGGCAUGGAUUUGGAAGGAUAGUAAAGCGUGGAUUGUAUGGGCAGUGGACACCUUCCUGCCUCGGAUUGUAUUUGUGAGUGAUAGAGAACCGUACGUGUUCUCCCAUUAA
Molecule: messenger RNA, 1269 nt
Organism: Guyanagaster necrorhizus
Lineage: Eukaryota; Fungi; Basidiomycota; Agaricomycetes; Agaricales; Physalacriaceae
Product: NAD(P)-binding protein
Exons: 12
Coding region: 1-1269 (422 amino acids)
Biological process (GO): triglyceride catabolic process; phosphatidic acid biosynthetic process
Cellular component (GO): endoplasmic reticulum; lipid droplet
Molecular function (GO): acylglycerone-phosphate reductase (NADP+) activity; triacylglycerol lipase activity
Source: RefSeq, a predicted model, not a curated record